This is a messenger RNA of Strongylocentrotus purpuratus (purple sea urchin), 4097 nucleotides long. Its product is annotated as putative epidermal cell surface receptor. NCBI's taxonomy places the organism in Eukaryota, Metazoa, Echinodermata, Echinoidea, Camarodonta, Strongylocentrotidae. Gene Ontology annotation, molecular function: protein binding. The record is from RefSeq and is a predicted model, not a curated record. Bases 15 to 2003 code for a protein of 662 amino acids. The transcript has 11 exons.
CGGCUCCCGGAUGCAUGUACCGCGGUGCCUCAGGGAACAUCAGCAUGGCUGACGGUGACUGGAUAGAUGAAGGCUGUAAAAACCGCUGCCUCUGUGACCGGGGUACCCUGAUGUGCAUGCCCAUGUGUGCCGAACCAUCGCCGCCAUCACCGACCCCACUCUGUCCCCGUCCUGUUGUUACCAAGCUGAGGGAGACCGACUGCUGCCGGGUCAUUGCGUGUCACGAUCCGAAAGCAGACAGUCCUAACGUUGUCCAGGAUGUAUCGGUCCUCGCCUUCAACAUGACGGCCGUUACUGUCGGGUUCACGCCGCCUGCCAACACGGACCUGAGAGCAAUGACCGAUGGCUACAUCAUUUACUACACCAAUAGGUCUGAAAACGUCACGCUUGAUGACUGGCGAGUACUACGAAAGGAUUUCCCUAUUGGCGUGGAGAUUCGCGGCCACAUCAUGAUGGAGAUUAAUAACCUGAUGCAAGAGACGACAUAUUACCUGAAGAUCAGGGUCAGUAUCCCAGACGAUGGGGACUCUCAGCCGGCCCCUCGAUGGCCAAACACUCUACCCAGUACGGAUAUCUUCCUUGUUACUACAUCAGAAAAUGAACCACAACCAUGUACUUACAAAGAUGCCGUUUACAAACAUGGCGAGCGUUUCAAUGAUGGCUGCGAGUCAGCGUGUGAGUGUCGAGCCGGUAGAACCAUCUGUCGCGAACUUUGCCCCAAGACGGAAGUGAUUGCAUCUGACCUUUGUCCCAAUCCUCGACAGGUCAUCAUCAAGGGCGAAUGUUGUCCGGAGUGGCGAUGUUUUCCAAACGACGGUGACUGCAGCCAUAGCAACAAGAUUUACCAGAACGGAAUGGAAUGGCGGGAAGGAUGUGACCUGCGUUGCCGCUGUGACGACGGGACAGUGUCAUGCCGUAAUGUAUGUAACAGCACGACGGCCACGCCCCGACAGCUAGAGUGUCCCUACCCCGUACAGGUCCGCGUCGCUGAUACUUGCUGUUUGGAAUGGGUCUGCUACGAAUUUCCACCAAGUACCAACUUAGCCAGCAAGCCUCUUCCAUUGCCCCUGUCCUUCUUUCUAAUCAACAUCUCGGCAACCAACACAUCGGCCAGGAGUGCGACCAUUAGAUGGCCCGCUCUGACGGACUUACAGAGACAGUAUAUCAGACAGUUCCGUCUCAAAUACAGGGAACUUACGUACGGUGGUACACCAUGGAAUAGUACAGUGUCCUUCAGGCCUGAGCUGCGAAAAUAUACGAUCCUGGACCUGCGCCCAGCUCGGAGCUACGUCGUACAGCUUGUUGUCUUGAUUGGUUCUUCAAAAGCCCAGGUCGGCAUCCAUCUACAGACCAGUAAAAUUGAGGUUGACACACUCUGGUUACCAUCUAUACCAUACCCCGGAAACGCGUUCGACAUCGAGAUCUAUGAAGUCACUACGACCACGGCGUCCAUCAGGUGGUCGGCGUUACCGCGAGAAAUCGUUUCUCAUAUUGUCGGCUGGCGGCUCAUGGUGGUGUCAAAGGACGAGAGCAGAGUGUUAGAGUCAGAGAUCGUAGAGCGUUCGGCUCUAUCGUACACGAUUCGUAACCUGACGGAGGGACAGACGUACCACAUUCAGCUCCUCGGUUUAUGGGACAACGACACCGUCACUCGAGAAGUACGAUCCAAGACCGUACCUAUUACCACCCAAAAACUAUUUGAUCUUCAGCGCAAAAGAGGCCUUUCGUCACCCAUGUCGGCGAUUGUCGGUACGAUCAUCGCCCUGUGUGUCUUCCUCGUGGUCGUCAUCGCUUUUAUCUACGUGAGAAUUAAGAAGAGGCAUUCAGAGAGGUACGACGUCUACGGGAGGAACGCAACGGUCAACUUCAGACCAUCGAACUACGAACACGUCUACGAAGGAACGCAUGAAAACGAUGAACAGCCUAACGAAAGACGGUUUAGUGACGCUGGUCUGCUGGAAAGCGGAAGAAGAGAUAGCGAGGCUGAACUCUUGGACAUUUGAAUGAAGCAAUGUUUGAUGCGAAUUAAUUGCAGCAGCAGAUAAUGGCGUUGCCAAAUGCCAAAACAGAAGGCCAUAAAUAGAGAUUUCCAUUUUCUAAAGGUUUCAAUAUUUGACACCAAGUUUCCGAUUCGUCAAAGACGAACAUUACUGAUAUUUAUUUAUUUAAAUCCAACCCGACGUAUCUUCAGAAGAUUUUUGCGGUUUGAUUUGUUAUAUUUAUGAAGGCUACCGGUAAACUAAAAUGACAGUAAUGUCGACGAGUGAGGCAUGCAGCAGAACAUCAGUUUGAUAGAGUAAUAAAUGAAAUAGAUCCGAGUCUCAUGUAUAAGUUUGUGUAAGUGCAACUCUAACGCAUUUUUAUAGCACUCAAAAUGAACUGAUCAGAGGUUUUCAGGCAAAGAGGUUUUGAUUCAGUUUCAUUGUUGAUCAUGUGGAAAUUCAGCUGAACAAAGCACAGAGGGUUCUUUUUUUCUUUAUGUGUGUGCUCUCUCCCUCUCUCUCUCUCUCUUUCUCUCUCUCUCUCUCUCUUUCUCUCUCUUUCUCUCUCUCUCUCUCUAUCUAUCUAUAUCAACGUCUACUCCUUCAGGAAACUUUUUUAGAUUAAUAAUCCAUGUGGAAUCUCAAAUUCUGCUUUUAUAUCAUUUAUCUAAAUAAUUGUUUCUCCGGAUGAUGAUUUGAUGAUAGAUUUGUAUGGAGAAAUUCUGUAUUGGCCUACCAUGUGAUAUUUUAGUACUAAUCGCUUUAAAUCAUUUUUUAAUAUCGAAUUAAAGAAAUGUAAUAUUUUGUUUAUUUGUGAUGUUCAUGCAAAUCAUUUUAAUCAAUACCAAUUUGAUAAACGAAAACAUCUCGUAUAGCUGGUAGUUUUACUGUUAUUUUUUAGAACUUUUCUUGCCCAUUAUUGAUGCAUUUUAUUACCCGCAAGAAGGCUCUAUUUAUCAUAUCCCGGAGUUUGAUAAUCAUGAGGAAUAUUGAAAUAUUUGUUCUCCUCUGAAAAAAUAUAUUUAGCCGGUCUAAAUUAUUGUAAACCUUUUGCUAUAUAGUAAUGUGAUAUACACACCUUAAGGACUGUGAUUCGAAUUUUCUAGUGACGUAAAUAUUUUGAAAGAAAGCAUAUUUACAUUUUUGUUUGUUAGUGUUUUCAUAGAUAAUUAUGACUUGUGUUCGAAUUAUCCGAAGUUAUUUGCAUUAGAUUGCACUAACCUUGCCUUUUUUUGUCUGUGAAAGUUUUGAAGUUCUUGAUUUAUUAUGUUUGAUAAAACUAGUGGUUACAGGUCUUUUCGUUUACCGACUAUUAAAAAUAAUGUUUUGUUUAGAUAAUGUGUAUUCAAAGAAAUUUAAUUGAUUUUUAGAGCAAUUAUAUUUCAACGUAUGAGGCUAAUGAUUAAUGGGCAAUCCAACAUGGGGGAAAAUUGUACACUCUUUUAAUCUGUACAUGAAUUUCAACACUCUCUUCGACGCAAAGAGCUGAAACAAAAUGUUUAAUAUAUUAAAUUUGAAAUAGCAAUUAAGAACAUUUGAACAUUUAAUCCAUACUAAAAAUAAUAAUAAAUACAAUUCAUGUCAUUUUGUUAUCGCCAAUUUCCAUUGGGUUGCCCUGAUAUGAAGAAAUUAAUACAAACGGAGACUUUAUUUAUUACUGCUUAUAGUACUUUCAUUGUGAUAGAUUAUCGGUACUUUGACUUAAAGUCAUUUAAGGAAGAAACUUGCCUGGAGACAUGUUGGGAGUUGACUAACUCUAAAUUUUGAUUGAAGAUUGUCUAUUUAUAUGUUUUGUGACCAACAAUCCUUUUGUAUAAUGUAUUACUUCUCAAAUUAGUGUUCUUAUAUAAUUUAAAAUUAUUUAAUGUUUCAAUAGAUACGAUACAGUUCAUGCGACACAUACUUCGAAAAGCAUGUUUUAUAACUUAAAGAGAAAUGCAAUAUAGGAAAUAGCUAAGACAUAAAAACAAUUGUUAGGUAUUUCGGGAGAUAAUUAUGAUGAUAAAUGUGCUCAAAUUCAAACUUGUAAUACAUGUUGCAUUGUGUUAAUUGUUUCGCAUUGUUUGUAAAUUCUUCCUCAUAAUAUCAUAAAUUUGAUAGAUUAUGAUCUGUUAA